This is a messenger RNA of Malurus melanocephalus (red-backed fairy wren), 811 nucleotides long. RefSeq names its product Golgi apparatus membrane protein TVP23 homolog B-like. Gene Ontology annotation, cellular component: Golgi membrane. Gene Ontology annotation, biological process: vesicle-mediated transport; protein secretion. The transcript is spliced from 7 exons. NCBI's taxonomy places the organism in Eukaryota, Metazoa, Chordata, Aves, Passeriformes, Maluridae. Bases 65 to 679 code for a protein of 204 amino acids. The record is from RefSeq and is a predicted model, not a curated record.
GAGCGCGCGGUGAUUGGCUGGCGGCCGUGACGCGCGCGGCGGGGCGGAAGUGGCGGCUUCGACCAUGGACAGCAGUGAUGACAUUGAGGAUGUGUCUCUCUUUGAUGCAGAUGAUGAUGUAUCCAGGAGAUCCAAAAAGUCAAAAAUAAGGCACCCAGUGGCGUCAUUUUUCCACUUAUUUUUCCGAGUCAGUGCMAUAGUUGUUUAUCUGCUCUGUGAGCUCCUAACCAACAGCUUCAUUGCCUGCAUGGUGACCAUCAUCCUCCUCCUGUCCUGUGACUUCUGGGCUGUGAAGAAUGUCACAGGGAGGCUCAUGGUUGGCCUUCGCUGGUGGAACCAGGUGGAUGAUGAUGGCAGAAGUCACUGGGUCUUUGAAGCCAGGAAGGUGUCAGCACAAGGGGGUAAAACCUCAUCUGAAGCAGAGUCCCGAAUUUUCUGGCUGGGCCUGAUCACCUGCCCCAUGAUCUGGGUGAUCUUUGCCUUCAGUGCUCUCUUCUCUUUCAAAGUGAAGUGGUUGGCAGUGGUGAUGAUGGGGGUGGUGCUGCAGGGAGCCAACCUCUAUGGCUACAUCAGGUGUAAAGUAGGCAGCAGGAAGAACCUGACCAGCAUGGCAACCAACUACCUUGGCAAGCAGUUCCUGCGGCAGACCAUGGCUACAGAGGACCAAGCAGCAUCCUGAGUGUGGUGGGAGCCUCAAGCCAGGCUGAUUCCCAGCACUGACCAGCAGAGGACAUUGCUCUAACCAAUCUGGGAGCUGCACACAAGGUGUGAAUCAAAAGAAGUAAAUAAAUUGUGCAAGACUUGAGGUUAA